CACAGGCUGCCCAGGGCAGUGGGCACGGCCCUGAUACUGGAGCUCAGGGUGCACUGGGACACCGCUCUGACACUGGGGCUGAGUGGUCCUGUGUGGAGCUAGGAGUUUGGAUUCAAUUAUCCUUGUGGAUCCUUUCCCUCUGGGGAUAUUCUAUGAGUCAAUGAGAGGAGCCAUUGCUCCUAGGGAGGAGGAGGCCUGACAGACAGGAGCAGUUGCAUUGCUCCUGUCAGAGCAAAGCACAAUCAACUCUGUUGUCACCUGGUGUCAGAGUGGGAGAGUAGUGAGGAGUCAGAGAAAAGGAGCUUGUUCUUGAAAGGCAUUUUCUGGGGGAGUGAGGCUGCGAAAUAAUUGCUAGGACACCUCAAAGAAUAGGGAUAAAGUGCUAGAGAUGAAGUGAUUCUUCUUUGUAUAACUGCUUCAUUUCUGAGCUCAGCAUUACUCACAAAAAGGCGCAAUCUGUAUUCCUAACUAUGCAGAGUCUCAUUCUCAAUUUUGAUGUUGCCAAUCUGGAUGUAUUAGGAUGGCUUCAGCAGAAUGUGAUAACAUGAAAAGCUGUAUAAGAACUAACAAAAAUUUGGGUCAGCUGGAGCUUUUCUGGCAGACUUGGGUCUGUCCAGCACCCAAACAGUGUGCUUGUGGGUUCUGAGACUUGGCUUGGAAGAGCAUUGUAUGCGUGUCCAAUAAAGGAUGCAUGCAUAUGUCUGGUGGUAUGGUUUUUGUUUUGUUUCUUUGUAAUUCUGCAGUUUGGCAAACAAGCUGUGUCACUUCUACGUCCACAGAAGCCUGUGUACUCAUGUCUUGUUUGGAAUGUUUUGCACUUAUGAUUUGGAGGAUUGGGUAGGGGAGAUGUCAGGCUAAUGAAGACCUGGAAGACUUCCGUGGUUCAUGGGAACAUCAUCGUCCAAAUAAGGUUACUUUAGGGUCUCCUUCAAAGCAUGGACCUGUGUUGCACAGCCUCCAAAAUUAUCCCUACUACAGCCAAUCCAGUUCAAGGUUCAAGCUGUGCUCAUGCCUAACCUGCCUUGUAGCCAGCAGAAAACCAGCUGAGUUUGUUUGCCUUGGAGCUGGUGGCAAUUUUGUAGAUUCCUCUUUGUAUAUCCCAUCCCUGUCUUGGCCUCUGCCUGUUUUAUUUUGUGUAUACAGCUACAAACGGCUUGCUUGAGGGCUGUCUGCUGAUUUAACGAGUGAGGGAACGCCUAGUUUGGCAUCAUGGGGUCAGGCUCACCUUUUAUUUAUUUGGUACUCUUUGUUUGUUGAGUUCCCAUCUCUAGGAAGAAGAAGGAAGCCUGAAUCUUGCAAUGUAAAGGUGAUGGAGAGCCACCAAAGCAGAGCACUGUGAUGUCCCCAUCCAAACCCAUGGUGUGUGGCUGUGUUUCCUGGUAACAAGUGCUGCAGCCAGAGAGGGAGAGUUAGUUACAAGUUUUCUUCCUGAAAACUACCUGAAAAUUACCUGAAAUGGCACAUAAUGUAUGGUUGUUCCUGGCCACGGGAGAAACUUACAAGAGAUGCGUGUAACCUUCCCUCCCAUAAAACAUACCCAGCCACUUCCUCAUACCCCAGACAAAAUCCAGCCCUUCUUUAGGAUGGAAGGCUGAGUCUCCUUUGAUCAUAGGAACAGAGAGCAGAAAGGAGACACCUCUCCAAUGUGCUGCUGCCACAGGUCUCAUCUCCAUUUCCCUGUUGAGUUUGCGGUGAAGUUUGUUCUCUCUUGGUGCUUUGCUGUCUCGGGACUGCUCUGCUGCAGAAUGGAAGAGAGCUUUUUGCUUGAUGAGAAGAAAUGUAUACCAGUUUGAAUGCAAUUUUCCUGCUCUUCAGGAAGCACAGAAAGGUAUUUCUGCUUUAAUACUGGGGGUAAGGAACUUGGUCUGUGCGCUAGGAGCUGGACUUGUUUCUUGUGUUGGAAGCAGGAGGGGCUUUUGUCCUUACGAAACACCUGGAGCAGUAUUGUGUGGUAGGAGUUGAUGGAGUCUCUUGACUUGUAAAUUCUUUCGUGGUGUUAUGGUUGUUUGGUUACCUUUCUGAAGGUGUGCUGAACAGAACUGUCAACUUUGUGUCUCAGUAGAUCAAAUGUUUGAUGGACUUGCAGCAGGAGAACAUUAUUUGGGCAGUUCUUCCAGCAUGCUUUUUCUUCCUUUGUGCUGUGCUGCAGGGAGCAGAGGAGCUCUUACAGUCCUCAUUUAUCCUGGUACCAGAAAGUCGUGACUUGUUCUGCAGACAAGUUGUCCAGCUGGUGGAAUGAGUAAAGCUCUUUGAAGAGCAGCUCUCCUUUGACAGACUGGAGCGAGUGCGGCAGACUGGGACCUCCUGUGAGGAUCUUUGUGGAGGGAGAAGAGGGAAGGAAGCCUGUAGUGUUUUAUUCUUCACAGCAAAGGAGUUUUUUGUGGAGCUGAGGUGGAGGGGCAGGUGCAUUCAGAAGUGGGUAGCUCCCCACCAGAGGUGGUGUUUGAACUACCUACAGGGGGUAGUGCAGUGCUCUGUUGGUGAAAGUGGCUGAGGUGAUGAGGCAGCAUAGCUUGGCCAGUCCCCAAUUUGCUCCAGAAGAGUUUGGAGCAGUGGAAGAAAAUGUGAGAGCAGAGAGUGGGAAAUAAAAGAUUUUUUUAGAUCGUUCCCUGUGGAACAUGACGAAGGUAUGAACGGAGAGAAUUUCUGUGUAGCUAUUUAAGGAGAAAAAAGAAAUAGAAGAGCACAUGUCAGAGUGGAUGAGAGGAUGAUAAAGAGUUACUCUUGGCCACAAAGCCUGGGAGAGGCAGCUGGGUGGUGAAGAGAGUUAAUGACCUGGAAGUGAGAGCAGGGAUUAGCAGCAGCAGUAAAGAGGGGUUGCUUUGCAGCCUCAAGGACAGCUUGGAGCCUCGCUGAUGAGAUGCACAGCUCUGGGAGAGGGUGCUCCUUUUCACUGAGCUGCUGUAUUACGUGUUUUGCAGAUAUCUCCAUGGGGCUUGUUACUGCAGUACCUGGAGUUCAUUAUUCAGACAUAAGCGUUACAGUGUGUUGGUGUUACUUCUGAGACAGGGAGGUUGAUUUUAAUAGGGGAAGCCGUGUAACAACAGACAAAGAACAGGUACUGACUUGAGGGAUGGGAAGGGAAGAGUCAUCUGAGGAGGAGGAGCUGAGAGCAGAUCUGGGCUGGGAGCUUAGCAAGCGGGGGAUGCUCAAGGGACCAGUGAGGCAGAAGGGCUUUCCGAGUGGCGAUACACCCAGCUGCAGUGGGAGUGCCUGCAGAGGUGAGGUCAUGGAUGGGAAGGAGAACAGAACAGAGGCUGACGCUGCGCUCAGAGUGGCUGGGAGAAGAGCAUCUCCUGGAGCCCGGAGUGAAUAGAAAUGGCACAGAGCGGGCCCGGGGCCUGAGGCUCAUUGACUUGUACUGGCAAGCUCUUAGCAGGGAGGAGAGGUGGUGGGAACUAAGAGGGAGGAAAUGCCAGGCAGCUGGGGAGCCAGGGAGCUCAGAUGUGCUUGUGAUUGGGGCUGGCCCCUCCUGCUGGCAGAGCAGCCCGCUCCACUGCAGCGGGAAAGGUGGGGCUGCUGCACCGUGCUUGGGCAAACUGCUUUGUGCUGUUCCCUGCUCGCUCCAGCACACAUGGCUCACAAACAGCAUCUCUCCAAGCGGCUGUGGUGGUGUCAGGAGUGGGGCUGAAGCCUGGUUUGAUGUGCUUGUGUUGGUCAGCUGAUGCUGAUGUCAGGGAAACUGUGAGGUUGAUACCUGGUGUUAAGGGAAAAGCUUUGUUUUAGCAGUCUGGUAUGUUCCCAAGGAUAAAACUGUGUUAAAGAAGCUUGUAACAAGCCUCUCCUCUCCUGAUUUAUGUUACCAAAGUAGGGGGAUGUUGAAGGCAGAAGGAUGGUGGGCCUGAUGCAGGAAGAGCCGCCUGAAAACAAGAAUUCAGACCGAUGCCACAACGUCAAUGUAGAAGUAAUCAAUGCUAAAACCCUUUGAGUGCUGCAGCAUAAGAAUGUAUCCGGCCUUCCCCGUCACUGGGUUUUCUCUAGGAAAUUUUAUGUGAUACGUGCAUAUAUCCAUUUUCUAAAGAACAGUUGAAGCUGUGUUUUGUCUCUCUCCGUGCCUGAUAUGGAAGACUAGAAGCCAGUGGCAGUGACUUUUUCCAGUCUCCCUAGUGAAGGGGACAUGGCUGUAGACUGUUGGCCUGCAGUACACAUACCAUGGUGGGAACAUGUGGCAUUGCUGAGUGGGUGGGGAAUGUACAGACAUGCUCUGCCAGCCUCACACGUCUUCUAGCAGGACCCAUAGGUUCUUCUUCCCUGAGGGUUACCUGUAAGGUUAUUGAUGCACCUUUUGUCUCUCUCUGUACCACCUUUCUCCUGAUGUGGCUCAGCAUUCAUAUUCUGCCCUUCUUCCCUGUGGAAGGAGGGUGAUCCAGGUUCCCCACGAUGCAGGUGCUCUUCUUGCACAGUGAUGCUGUGCUGCACCUCCUUGGAAAAUGUGAGGACUCAGUUCAGGGCAAGGACUGCUCCUGUCUUGGGUAAGCUGCAGGCCCAGCAGCCGCAGCAGCAGCCUCAGCAGCAGCAACAACAAACAACUUCGAAUAAACGCCCCAGUAACAGCGCUCCCCCACCAACCCAGCUAAAUAAGAUCAAGUACUCAGGGGGACCCCAGAUUGUGAAGAAAGAGCGUCGACACAGCUCUUCUCGCUUCAAUCUGAGCAAAAACAGGGAACUGCAAAAGCUUCCAGCCCUUAAAGAUGCUCCUCCACAUGAGCGAGAAGAGCUUUUCAUCCAGAAGCUGCGGCAAUGCUGUGUGCUUUUUGACUUCAUCUCUGACCCCCUCAGUGACCUGAAAUUCAAGGAGGUGAAGCGAGCAGGUCUCAAUGAAAUGGUAGAAUACAUCACACACAACCGUGAUGUCGUCACUGAGGCCAUCUAUCCUGAAGCUGUUAUUAUGUUUUCAGUGAACCUCUUCCGGACACUUCCGCCGUCAUCCAAUCCCACAGGAGCGGAGUUUGACCCUGAGGAAGAUGAGCCUACAUUAGAGGCUGCCUGGCCACACCUACAGCUGGUGUACGAGUUCUUCCUCAGGUUCUUGGAGUCCCCUGAUUUUCAACCAAAUAUAGCGAAGAAAUACAUUGACCAGAAGUUUGUACUGUCUCUGCUGGAUCUCUUUGACAGUGAAGACCCCAGAGAACGUGACUUCCUAAAGACUAUUCUGCACAGGAUCUAUGGGAAGUUCCUGGGUCUGCGAGCGUAUGUGAGACGGCAGAUCAACAAUAUAUUUUACAGGUUCAUCUAUGAAACAGAGCAUCACAAUGGGAUUGCAGAACUGCUGGAGAUCCUAGGAAGCAUAAUCAAUGGGUUUGCUCUGCCUCUGAAGGAAGAGCACAAAAUGUUCCUCAUCAGGGUCUUGUUACCACUGCACAAAGUGAAAUCUCUCAGCGUCUACCACCCACAGUUGGCAUACUGUGUUGUACAGUUCUUGGAGAAAGACAGCAGCUUGACAGAGCCGGUGAUUGUGGGCUUGCUGAAGUUCUGGCCGAAAACACACAGUCCCAAGGAGGUGAUGUUUUUAAAUGAGCUGGAAGAGAUCCUGGAUGUGAUUGAGCCAUCUGAAUUUGUGAAAGUUAUGGAGCCCUUGUUCAGGCAGUUGGCCAAGUGCGUCUCCAGCCCACACUUCCAGGUGGCAGAGCGAGCGCUGUACUAUUGGAACAACGAAUAUAUCAUGAGCCUGAUCAGCGAUAACGCAGCCAAAAUUCUCCCGAUCAUGUUUCCAGCGCUCUACAAGAACUCCAAGAGUCACUGGAACAAGACGAUCCAUGGACUGAUCUACAAUGCACUAAAGCUGUUCAUGGAGAUGAACCAAAAGCUUUUUGAUGACUGCACACAGCAAUACAAGGCAGAGAAGCAGAAGGGGAGGUUCAGGAUGAAGGAACGAGAAGAAAUGUGGCAGAAAAUAGAGGAGCUGGCCCGGCUGAACCCUCAGUAUCCCAUGUAUUAUGCACCUCCAUCAUUGCCUCUGGUCUGCUGCAUGGAAACAGAGACCCCGACUGCAGAGGAUAUUCAGCUACUGAAGAAAACAGUGGAGACGGAGGCUGUGCAGAUGCUGAAAGACAUUAAGAAGGAGAAGGUUUUGCUGCGCCGGAAAUCUGAGCUUCCUCAGGACGUCUACACUAUAAAAGCCCUGGAGGCCCACAAGAGAGCAGAAGAGUUUCUCACCUCAAACCAGGAGGCUCUCUGACGGGCUCAGAAGCUGGCCCAAGAAGCUAUGUCCCAUCCCUUUCCCCCAGGGGUCACAGAAAUGCACUCGGUUCUCAUGUAUAAUAAGGAAUGAACAUGGUGAGCCGUGCCUGUCCUCCACUCCAUCCACAUCCCUGCAGGAUAGAUCUGUUUUUAUGUUGUACCUUCUAUCUCACCACUGCCAUCUCCUCCUGCUUCUCCUCCUCCCACACACGCAGUGUGUGUGUGUGUGUGAAGGGAACCUGUCUGCCCUGCCGGUCCAGGCAGGGGUUGCUUCAUUUCCAGUUGCUGCCUGGUUUUUGCUCUUCCUGGGAGCCUUGCAGGGCAGGCAGGCGCUUCCUGUGGCUCUGCUAGAAGGAGGGCUGAAGGGAGCUGCUCCGGGCUCUCUGUAAGCAUAGAGAGAACCGAGCCCCUCCGCAGCUCACCUCUGCGGGGCGGCUGAGCCGGGCAGCGGUGCAGAGCAGUUGACCUCUCAGGCUUCAGGAUCAGCCUGAGCUGCCCAGUUCAACCCAGCCUGAGCCAGGUGUGUUGGCUGGAGACUGCCGCGCGUGGCUCAGCGUGCUGCAGCCAUCCCAGGUGCCCGCCUCCGUGUGCCUGCCCCAGUGCUGCUUGCGGUGACCAGAGGCUGAGCGCGUGGUGGGAGCGGCUGGCAGAGUUUGUGGGGGCUCUGCCAGCUCUCCACCCUGCCUCAGGGUGCAGCUCUGCAGUGGGAGGGCUCACGUAUAGCAGGAGAUGUUUGCUUCCGCCUUUCUUUUGCCUCAAGCCCCCCAUUCUGUUCCCCUGUUGGUGGAGUGGGGGUUCAGUGCUUCGCCACCCCCGGUAUAGCUGGGUGCGAGCACUGCAUCUUAUUGCUUCCCUCCUUUUAGAGCAUCCUUAGAAGCUCUCUUGUGGGAAAGUAAAUUCCUUCGGCUCUUUGUGUUGGUCCUCGCUAAGUCGUCUCCAUUCCAAUGUCUUGGGUAGUUGUGGGCCCAGAGUUAACUUCUGCUUUGUAGCAGGUGUCAGCCACUGACUUCUGCUUUCUUCCUCCUCCUCCUCCUGCUCAAUUAAAAUACUCCCGCAGCUUUC
This is a messenger RNA of Lagopus muta (rock ptarmigan), 7242 nucleotides long. RefSeq names its product protein phosphatase 2 regulatory subunit B'delta (gene PPP2R5D). NCBI's taxonomy places the organism in Eukaryota, Metazoa, Chordata, Aves, Galliformes, Phasianidae. Gene Ontology annotation, cellular component: cytosol; protein phosphatase type 2A complex; nucleus. The record is from RefSeq and is a predicted model, not a curated record. The transcript is spliced from 15 exons. Gene Ontology annotation, molecular function: protein phosphatase activator activity. Bases 4406 to 6178 code for a protein of 590 amino acids. Gene Ontology annotation, biological process: protein dephosphorylation; signal transduction.